AUGCUAAAACUAAACCAGGACAAAACAGAAUUUAUAGUUUUUACUCCGAAACAACAACUCAAGGAGUCUCCAUAUUACCAUCUGAACUUUAGUGACACCAUCGUGAGAGAGGCGACCAGUGUAAAGAGCCUCGGGGUGUGGUUUGAUAAGUCUCUUAGCAUGCAAAUGCAAAUUUCCUCGGUGUCUCGUGCAUGCUAUUACCAGCUUAGGAACAUUGGGAGAAUACGUCCAUUGAUUACAGAGGAUGCCUGCAAGACCCUGGUCUGUUCUCUUGUGACAUCUAGGCUCGACUAUGCCAACGCUCUCCUCUAUGGCAUAAAUACAACCGAAAUAGCCAAAUUACAAAGAAUACAGAACACAGCAGCACGCAUUAUUACUCGUUCCAGGAAGAGGGAGCACAUUACUCCGAUCCUUGUUUCCCUUCAUUGGCUUCCAAUUGACAAACGCAUCUAG
This is a messenger RNA of Saccostrea cuccullata (small rock oyster), 453 nucleotides long. RefSeq lists its product as uncharacterized. The transcript has a single exon. Lineage: Eukaryota; Metazoa; Mollusca; Bivalvia; Ostreida; Ostreidae. The coding region runs from base 1 to 453 and encodes 150 amino acids. The record is from RefSeq and is a predicted model, not a curated record.